UCUCUCUCUCUCUGAGCCACAUUUUAACUCAACUGAACUGAGCACCACCCAUUGCUGUAUUGUUGUUGAGUUCCUCACUGCAUGUCUAAGAUGGCGGCCGCUUGUCCCAAUGCAUCGUUCUCUGCAUUGUCCUCUCCUUUCUCUUCUUCUUCUUCCUCCUCCUCUCCUGAAUCUCUCUUCCCCAAGCGCAUCCACCUGUUAGCUCUCCCUCUCUCACAUUUUCCCCACAAAUCCAUUCAUCCCCAUUACUUCCGGGUCUCUAGUUCCCUCUCUAAUCCUAACCCCACCCCCAAACCACCUUCUGUUUCCAUUUCCCCCCUCGCCGCCCCCACCCCCGCCAGCGCCUCUGAACUUUUUGUUCCGCGAUUUGCUCCCGACGAACCUAGAAAAGGAGCCGACAUACUCGUAGAAGCCCUUGAGAGGCAAGGUGUCACCAAUGUCUUCGCCUAUCCCGGCGGCGCGUCCAUGGAGAUCCAUCAGGCCCUCACGCGCUCCAACAUCAUCCGUAACGUCCUUCCUCGUCAUGAGCAGGGCGGCAUCUUCGCCGCCGAGGGCUACGCUCGAUCCUCUGGCCUUCCUGGUGUAUGCAUUGCGACCUCCGGUCCUGGCGCUACCAAUCUCGUCAGCGGCCUCGCCGACGCGCUGCUCGACAGCGUGCCCCUCGUUGCCAUCACCGGCCAGGUCCCGCGAAGAAUGAUCGGUACCGAUGCGUUCCAGGAGACUCCGAUUGUUGAGGUAACAAGAUCUAUCACAAAGCACAAUUAUCUCGUCAUGGAUGUAGAGGAUAUUCCUAGAAUUGUAAGUGAGGCUUUUGUCUUAGCAACUUCCGGGCGACCCGGCCCCGUUCUAAUUGAUAUUCCAAAGGAUGUACAACAGCAGCUUGCCGUUCCGAAUUGGGGCCAUCCAAUUAAGCUUACUGGUUACAGUUCCAGGUUACCCAAGCCUCCAGAUGAGAUCCAUCUGCAACAAAUUGUGAGGUUGAUAAUGGACUCGAAGAAACCAGUAUUGUAUGCUGGAGGUGGUUGUGUGAACUCAAGUGAGGAUUUAAGGCGUUUUGUUGAGCUCACUGGAAUUCCCGUUGCUAGUACUUUGAUGGGUUUAGGGGCAUAUCCUGUUAGUGAUGAAUAUUCCCUUCAGAUGCUUGGGAUGCAUGGUACUGUUUAUGCUAAUUAUGCUGUAGAUCAAAGUGACUUGUUGCUUGCAUUUGGAGUGAGGUUCGAUGAUCGUGUGACUGGAAAGCUCGAGGCGUUCGCUAGCCGAGCAAAAAUUGUGCAUAUUGACAUUGAUUCAGCUGAAAUAGGAAAGAAUAAGCUGCCUCAUGUAUCAAUUUGUGCAGAUAUAAAGGUGGCCUUGAAAAGGCUUAAUCAGAUGUUGGAAAGCAGGGAAGUUAGGGGUAAACUGGAUUUUCAAACUUGGAGAGAAGAGUUGAGUGAGCAGAAGAGCAAAUUCCCUUUGACUUACAAGACAUUCGAAGAAGGUAUAUCUCCACAGUAUGCUAUUCAGAUUCUUGAUGAACUAACUAGUGGAGAUGCCAUCAUAAGUACAGGAGUUGGACAGCACCAGAUGUGGGCUGCUCAGUUCUACAAGUACAAGAGACCCCGUCAGUGGUUGACAUCGGGAGGUCUCGGAGCCAUGGGAUUCGGGCUGCCUGCAGCCAUAGGUGCUGCUGUGGCAAACCCAGAUGCAGUUGUGGUUGACAUUGACGGUGAUGGUAGUUUUAUUAUGAAUGUGCAAGAGCUUGCAACUAUUAAAGUAGAGAAUCUCCCUGUGAAGAUAUUGUUGCUGAAUAAUCAGCAUUUAGGUAUGGUUGUUCAAUGGGAAGAUCGGUUCUACAAAUCGAACAGAGCUCAUACAUAUCUGGGAGAUCCAUCUAGGGAGACUGAGAUUUUCCCAAAUAUGUUGAAGUUUGCAGAAGCCUGUGGGGUUCCAGCAGCUCGUGUGACGAAGAAGGAAGAGCUCAGGGAAGCAAUCCAGAAAAUGUUGGACACUCCAGGACCUUACCUUCUUGAUGUGAUUGUGCCUCAUCAAGAACAUGUGUUGCCAAUGAUUCCCAGUAAUGGAACCUUCAAGGAUGUGAUAACAGAAGGAGAUGGCAGAACGAGUCAGUGAUUCCCACGGCAAUCUAUAGCGUCUGAUCAUGGUUGUGUUGCAAGUAUGUUAUGCCACCAUGGUUCUAAGUUGUUGCUUUUAAUCUUUACUUAAAAGUAGAACUAGAAUCCUGUAGCUGCUCUGUCUCUCUGUCCUAAAUAUUGUAAUCCUUAUCUUUCCCACCCUCUAGUACUAAUAUAUUUUCUUGGCGAGCA
This is a messenger RNA of Prosopis cineraria, 2303 nucleotides long. Its product is annotated as acetolactate synthase 3, chloroplastic-like. Gene Ontology annotation, molecular function: thiamine pyrophosphate binding; acetolactate synthase activity; magnesium ion binding. Bases 82 to 2109 code for a protein of 675 amino acids. Lineage: Eukaryota; Viridiplantae; Streptophyta; Magnoliopsida; Fabales; Fabaceae. Gene Ontology annotation, biological process: L-valine biosynthetic process. The transcript has a single exon. Gene Ontology annotation, cellular component: acetolactate synthase complex. The record is from RefSeq and is a predicted model, not a curated record.